GUGUGAGUCAGUAGCCACGUGUGGACGCGUGUUUUGCGUGUGUGCGCGUGUUAGUGUGUGUGUGUGUGUGUGUGCGCGCGCGCGUUCGUGUGUGUGAGUGUUGUGUGUGAGACAUGCAGAUGCAUUGCCAGUAAUUUCCUCGGUGCCCCGAUGCGCUCAUUGGUGCGUCCCUCCAACGUGUCACCAGUUUUGGUGGAUUACCCCAGAUAUCUUCACCAUCGGGAGGGGAAACGCCAGUCAUUUCUCUCAGCUCCUGUCUUCACGGUGUCCAGCUGCGACCGAGCACCUUUGACAACAUUAAGGGGGGAAACUUUUGACUUCUCACAGAACAACUCAUCGGAAAAAAAAAAGGAUUCGAAGUUUUUUUUUAAUCGCAGUUUUACGCAGCACAGCGAUGCAUUUAUUUACAGCAAAUUCACGGAUGACGCUGUCGUUUUCAGUGCCAGCGUUUCUGUUCUUGGCACCUUUGCUGAUGAAGGGUCUCUCUGUCAGUGGCUCCCCGGGCUGCGCGUCCUGCGGGUUGCCCGCGAUGGAGAAAGACGAAGAGCAGAGGCUGAUGAUAGAAAUCGCCAAGCAGCAACUUUUGGACAAGCUGCACCUGAAAGAGAGACCAAACAUCACUCAGACGGUGCCCCGGGCGGCGCUCCUCACUGCGCUGCGCAAACUGCACUCGGGCCGCGUCAGACAGGACGGUACUCUUGAGCUAGACAACAGUUUACCCACAAAAGAUCAAGGCUAUGAAAUAGUGAGCUUUGCAGAUAUAAAUGAAACAGAGAAUGGUGAUGAGGCCAGCCUCAGUCUUACCUUCCAGUUUCUUCAGGAGCACGGCCAAAGCAUCCAGGUCCUCCAGUCUUCUUUAUGGAUCUACGCCCGCUCCUCUGAGGACCCUAACAGAGACUCCCGCCUCUCUGCCCGAGUUUACCUCACGGCAGACGGUGGGGAGUCAGACUCUAACCGCACCCUGGUGAUAGAAAAGAUGCUUGAGGUCCAGGAGAGUAACUGGCACACCUUCCCCAUCACCCGCACCCUGCAGGCCUUCCUGGAUGGCAGCAAACACCGGUUGCGGCUGGAGGUCAGCUGCGAUGAGGACGGGAAGAACCUCUGCUCCCUGGAAGGCUCUGCUCACACCCCCUACCAGCCCUUCCUGGUGGCCCAGGUGCGUCUCCGUGACAACCCCUCCAAACACUCACUCAGGAAGCGGUCGCUGCGUUGUGGCGAUGAUGUCACCGUGUGCUGCAAGAGAGACUUCUACAUCAAGUUCAAGGACAUCCAGUGGCACGUAUGGAUCAUCGCACCUGAAGGUUACCAUAUGAACUACUGCAUGGGCCAGUGCCCCCAGCAUCUGUCUGGCUCACCGGGCAUCGCAUCCUCAUUCCACGCCACCGUCUUCAGCCAGCUGAAAGUCAACGGCAUCAACACGGCCGCGUCUUCGUGUUGCGUCCCCACCGAGCGCCGGCCGCUCUCCAUGGUGUACUUCAACUCUCAGCACAGCAUCGUUAAAACAGACGUUCCUGACAUGAUUGUGGAGUCCUGUGGGUGCACAUAAAAGACAGAGUGUAAAAGAUGUGGUUUAGUUUUGGUAGAUUUGUUUUAACACAGGAAACUUAAAACUAUGUGAGUGUUUUUGACAGACCAAGAUUUAAACACACAUGAGCAGAGGAGGUGGAAAUGGGAAGUGUUUCUUUGGGAAACAGUAAGCACAAAGACAACGAGAAAGGAAAACGUAGGAUAUUCCCACGGCACUCAAGCAUAUUCUUGCAAGAAUAUAUGUACAUUUAAAGAUCUUUAUUUUUGUUAAAUAUUAAUAAAUAAGACUAUUUGUCAUUCAUCAUUAGAGUCUUGUAAGACUCAGGAUGUAAAAAACUUUGCUGUAGAGACAAUGUUGAGUGCCUAGUACCAGCUGAAACUAAAUAAGACCACACACAGAGUCUGAUCACAGACACAUUCUGUCAUCCAUAUGUCAGAGGCAUACAUUAAAGAGAGGCUAGAAACAACCAGAACAUAUGGCCGACUCAACACACAUACGAAGAGUGUGAUGUUGAUGCAAAACAUAUGCAUAUUUACAGCGGUGACAAGCAGAUCUGGCCAGGGCUGAUUUAGGUGGUCACACCAAACUCAAAGAGAUUAUUAAUGCGUCAAGCCUUCACAAGUCUUUUUUUUUUCUUUUUCUUUUCAUUUUGUCAUAUGUAGUUUAUUUAUUUUGUCUUUCACAAUCGCUGCUUGGGUUCGGUUCAAAGCAAAAGGUUUUAUGGUUCUCAGGAAAUUGGGAGCAGAACUGACAGAACUUCAUGCUCGUUGAAACUUCUCUGCCGAAUGUUUCACGUAAUAGUCACAGUGUCCACAUAAAUACUUUUGUACUAUUUUCCUUUAAAUGCUGUUUUACAGAACUAUAUAUAUUAAUACUGUAUUUUCAUGGCUUAUGCCUUUUAUUUUUUAGCCUCGUUAAAUGCUGCCAUUUUAAAGCAAGGCUUUUAAAACAAUGUAAGAGAUCCUUGAUUUAAAGUGUGCCUUCUUUAUUAACUGUGCAACUUGAGACAUUGAGUGUCAAGUUAUCUUACCAAAGAGAAUCAAUCAAUUGUAAUGGAUGGAGUCUUUUUAUGUGGACCUGUGACACAUUGUUCAUGGGCUGUGAGAAGCAGCUUUCGUUAUCGUGCGAGCAAACACUGAGCUGAGACUGUUCGAACGAGUAAAAGCUGCCCUGAGUUCUGUCUGAGUGCAGCCGAUGCUGCAUGCAGCCUGGAAUAUGUUUGAUCAGCAUCUCCACUGUAUUAUUUACACAAGUCGCCUAAUCAGUUGGGUAACUGUGGCACUGACAGUGUUUGAACCCAAGGUCAUUUCUCAGCAGUGUGAGCAAACAUUUAGCUAUUGCUUCAGUGUCAGGUAAUGUGAAGGUCUGUGAGGCAGGUGGGUCAGCGAGCAUGUACUGUUGCACGUUGGCAUUUAUAUCUCCCAGGGUCUAAAGUUUUCUCUGGGUGGUGUUAUAAUAAGAAGCUUUCCAGCUGGGGCAACGUGGUAAGCACUUUUGAGAAUUUUAAUAAAUGUUCCUCAUUACCCAUCAGCAUAAUUUGCUAACUUUGAUUCGAACGUCCGCUUUGUCCAUACCAUACCAAAAUAACACAAACAUAAUACAUUGUGGAUUUAGUCACAGCUUGCGAAACUUAAUAAACAUAAAUCAAAUCUAAUAAUAAAUUCUUCUGAUAUCGCUUUAAGCCACUUUUUAUGAGGUUCCCAAAUUUGAAAUUGGCAGAAGUAAAAGAUGGUGUCUGUCAGCACAUGCCUUGUGUUUUUUUUUCAUGUUAGGAAGAAUUAUAUGAUGUCUUGCAUACCAACACUGCCAACGCCAAAGAAGUCUAUAGCACAGAUCAUUCGCCCAUUUUCACCCUCAGCAGUAUGAAAGUCAAAGAUCUUUUUCUACAUUCCGGAUCAUGUUUAAUGGGGUUGUCCUCGCCAUGUUUUUAAACUGUAUGACUUAAAAGGUAACUUUGUUUACAGGUCUUGUGGUGCACUAUUGCACAUGUGAAAAAAAAAGUAGUAUAAAGACUUUAUGAGAUUACAUGCAGCUUCCCUUCCCUUUUUUUUUUUUUUUUUUUUUUUUACAUUUGCAGCAAUACUUUAAUUUGUAAAAAUAUCGGAGUUACCUUUUAACGACUUGCAUUAAAACUGCCACGAUAAACACAAAACUUUAACGUCAGUGAGUUGGUGCAUUUUGCGCAAAAGACUAUACCAAGAAGUUUUAUUAUAGUUUUGCCCAAAUAUACCACACACUUGUUUCUCCUCUCUCUGUUGCCUCUUUACACUGCACUUGUAUUAUUUCUUCAAAACCUGUGUGAAACAAUUUUAACUCUUUUUAGUUUAGUGUUUAUUAUUUCAUCUUGUAAGCACCCCUUGUCCCAGGACUUAAUGUGACACUGAGGUGCCAUCGUAACAUGACUUACUUAAAAGCACUUUAUCACCCUACUGUAUUUUUAGAGCACAUUUUGCUUGAAGUGUCUACUACUUAUAUCUCAGGUGAGCACAGCCUAGAACGUGUAAAUAGGCCUGCAAAGAGCAAAUGUCAAUCCACUUGUUUUCUUGAGCUCUUAGUUGUGCUUAAAUGUGUGUAUUGCAGCGCACACGGAUGAUGCAGGAAUCUCUGUAUACUGUAACUGGUGGUGGAAAUGGAGCCAGGAUUUGAAUUUUUGUGUCAAUUUAAAGUUGCAAUUGUUGUCUUUAUUUUUAUAUACUAUUUUCUGUGAACACUGAAUGAAUUGUGAUGGCAAACUAAAUGUAAAAAAGAUGUGUCCUAACAUGCUGACAUAACAAAAUUACAGUAUAUUUUGAAAUAAAUACAUAUUUUCAAUCAA
Messenger RNA from Acanthopagrus latus (yellowfin seabream), 4343 nucleotides. RefSeq names its product inhibin beta B chain. The transcript is spliced from 2 exons. NCBI's taxonomy places the organism in Eukaryota, Metazoa, Chordata, Actinopteri, Spariformes, Sparidae. Gene Ontology annotation, biological process: BMP signaling pathway; SMAD protein signal transduction. Gene Ontology annotation, molecular function: hormone activity; growth factor activity; cytokine activity. Bases 395 to 1546 code for a protein of 383 amino acids. The record is from RefSeq and is a predicted model, not a curated record. Gene Ontology annotation, cellular component: extracellular region.